Messenger RNA from Dichotomopilus funicola, 3534 nucleotides. RefSeq lists its product as uncharacterized. Gene Ontology annotation, biological process: cytoskeleton organization. Bases 1 to 3534 code for a protein of 1177 amino acids. The record is from RefSeq and is a predicted model, not a curated record. The transcript has 6 exons. Lineage: Eukaryota; Fungi; Ascomycota; Sordariomycetes; Sordariales; Chaetomiaceae. Gene Ontology annotation, cellular component: cytosol.
AUGAACGCGCUGUGGUUGUCGCGUGCGCCGGCCGAUGGCACCGCCACGGGCGAUAAGCCAUCGGCUGACAGCCAGAAAGAAGAGCCGGCGAUUGUUACGAGCGAGAAUACCGAUAACGACCCCGCGGGCGCUUCAGCAUCGGCCGAUGAGAGCACGACCGACGCCCAACGCGACGCCCAAGAUGGAUCUCUAGAGGAAACUCGGGAGGAAACUCAAGGGGAAGCUCAAGACGAGAGUGGAGGGCAAGGACAAGGACAAGAAACACAGGAAUCCACGCAACACCCAAAGCGACCAGCCCUCCAGCGAAACCGCCUCUCGGUCCCCCCUCCUCCAGUCCCCAACGCCCCUCUCGACUCCGAAACCGACACCAACACCAACACCAACACCAACACCGGCAGUCCUCCCCUCCCCGAUUCCGUCCUCGUCUCAAGCUCCGGGCCACAACAUCCCCCGCAAGGCCCUCCUCCAAUCCCACCUCAACAACCCAGUACCCAACAACAACAGCUCAAUACCCAACAGCCACAACAGCAGCAACAGCAACAACAAGAUCCCCCCCCGCAAGACUCCCUCUCCCUAGCCCAACUCCGCCGCAUCGUCGCCGACAUCCCGCGCGCCGAGCCCAUCGCCUACGACUACGCUUACACCGACACAGCACCCACCGAAGAAGAGAUCGACGAGUGGUUCAUGUACAAUUUCUGGCAGUGGGUGCGGUUGAACGCGGCCAACCGGGCGUUUCAUGCUGCUUGGGGGCGGAUGUUUCCUCCUUCGUCUUCUGCCACUGCGAAUACCAACGGCGAGGCGGAGUGGGAUGGUACUCCCGAUGAAAAGGACCAAGAAACAAUCGCCCAAAAAAGAAAAGACUUCGUCACCGGUCUGCUCGACGGUGUGCGAGGCAGCGACAGGAUAGUGCGGGCCGAGGCCGUGGGGGCACUGGUGUAUCUUGUGCUGGGGCGGUGGACGGAGACGGUAAGGGCGGCGGGGGUGUUGGAUGCGGAGGUUUUGGAGGGGAGGGCCAAGACGGCGGCGACGGGGGAGCAGUUGCGGGCGAUGAGGGAGGGGGUGGUGAUUGUGGCGGGCUGUGGGGGUUUGGAGGUUGUGUGGGAGGUGUUGAGGGGGGUUUUUGAGUUGUUUUGGGGUGAUGAACUGCCGCAAAACGUGCAAAUGGUGGCCGAGGAGCUGAUCCAUCUCAUGACCAUCAUGUACAUGGCCAUCCAGGUGGCACUCGAUGGCCCCGAAGAGUUUGCCGAUGUCAAGCAGCGGUUGUUAAACCUUAAACCCGGCCUCGUCAGCUUCAUGUUCCAUGUCAUGAUGAAGCUGCGCUGGGACGAGAACACUGUCCUACCUCACACCCAGAUCUUCCUCUUGUUCUGGAAAUCGAUCCUGCUGGUGUUCGGCGGCUCGCGAGAGAUUGCCCAAGUCAAAGCAGCCACCAGCGAGCAGACAGGCUGCGACGACAAGGACACCAUCACGGCGUCCCCCCUCGACUACCACACCUUCCGCCAGGAGAUCACGUCCAAGUACCCAGCCUACAUCCCGCCCCAGCCGCUGCUCCCCCUCGAGCCCGACCAAAACACCAUCAUCCCGCAGCCCAACCACCCCCCGCGCAACAGCAGCGCCAACGGCAUCCACGCCGGCCCGACCGGUCCCGGCGGCGGUGCUUCCAUCCUGCACCAACCCGUGCACAUCGCCACGCCGGCCCCCUCGCCGCCCCCCAGCCCGGCCGUCGGCGGGAAAGGUGGGAAGAAACAAAACUACCAAACCAACCAAAACUUCCCCUUCAUGUACCCGCCCCUCGACGCCACCAGCAACAGCGCAGGCGGCAAAGGCGGUGCGGGACUCCAAGACCUGCUGGUGGGCCGCAAGUGGGAAGGCAGCGAUGUGCCCGCGUCCAUCCUCGAGGCCGGCGAACUGUUCUCCAAGCGUGUGCGCAUGAGCCGUGCCACGCGACAACUGUGGGACGAACGCGAGGAGUUUCUCCGAUUCGAGCGGGGCUACGACGACGAUAACGACGACGACCUGAUCGACGAACUCGACCUCUCGGAGCUGACACUCGAAGAAAAGGAGGAGCUGGGGUUGACCAAGGGUGGUAAGUCCAGCGCUAGGUCUGCUGCGGCUUCUGAUAACCACCCACUACCGAAACCCCCGGCCUCCGGAAAGGACUAUGGCCCGCGAGACGCCGACAUCGACCCGGAGGUGAAAACCCGGCUGGACGCCGUCGAGGCUUUCUACCAAGAAGCCCUGCCCCAGCUGCAGUCGCUCGUCAUCGUCCUUCUCAAACAAAUCACCCUCAUGACUAGCAACCUCGUCUCCCCGCAAACUGCCAACGGCCCGCCUAGUGCUCGGCCCCUCGGCGGUGGUCCGCAGGGUCAGCAGGGUCAACAAAACCAGCAAGGCCAACAGGGUCUGCCGUCCAACGGGCUGAAUGGUGUACCCGGUGGGAAGAACGGAGGCGACCCGAACUCGCCGCUGGACGGGGACGUUGACGAGUUGCGGAGCCGUGAGAUUGCUGCGAAAGCGGUCACGGGGACGCUGAUUCUGCUGCUUAAGUGGUUGAAGCUGUCGCAUGUGCUCAAGUUUGAAUAUGUGACGCAGCUGCUGUUGGAUCUUAAUUAUCUCCCUAUGGCGCUGAAGAUCUUUGCUAUGUAUGAUGUGCAGCAGGUUGUCGAGAGUCGGACGGAUCGGUUGGAGCAUAGCUUCUUCUACUUCUGCGGCUCCCGCGCUGGCGCGAUCCCCCCACAGCACGCCGUUCCCAAUCCAACCGCCACCGAGUUCGAAGAAGACGUCAGCGACGACGACGACGACGCCGACGACGCCCUGCCACCUCCCAUCAAACGCCGGCGCUCCCCCCCUUCCGACUCCCUCGCAGCCGCAGCAGCCGCCCUAGGCUACCCCAUCACGGCCCUCCCGACCGAACCCAUAACCGACUUCUCCCGGCGCAACUUCUUCGCCCUCAUCAACUACCUGCGCAUCAUGCAAAAAGUCUGCAAACACCGCGCCCACCGCAAUCUCCUAAUGGUCCAAUACAAAUCCUCCAACAUCCUCCGCAAAUCCCUCAAAGUCCCCCAACACCAACUCCGACUUUACACCCUCAAACUCUUCAAGAACCAGGUCCCCUACACGGGACGCAAAUGGCGCCAGUCCAACAUGCGCGUUAUUACCGCCGUCUACCUCCACUGCCGACCUGAGUUACGGGAUGAAUGGCUUGUGGGAGCAGCGGUGGAGGAUCAGGUUGAUGAGGCGCUGCCGUUGGAGCAGGCGCUGAGGAGCUUGACGCAUUGGUUUAAUUUGAGGCGGUAUCCGGAGCAGAUGACUGGUGGAUAUGGAGGUGGGAGUGGGGGCAGUGCGAUGUUGAUGAGGCAGGCGAUGAGGGAGGAACAGCAGGACUUUUUUGUGAGGGAGUUGGAGAAGGCUGAUUGGAGUUGGUUGGAGGAGGGGGCGGGUGGACCUGGGGGAGGUAUGAAUGGGGAAGAGGGUAAUAAUGGUGGUGGACCGGAUUCGCAGGGGAUGGGUUGGGAUGAUGGGAGUUGGGGGUAA